CCGGCCGGCUCGGCGCUGACUCCGCCGCACGCUGCAGCCGCGGCUGGAAGAUGGCGGGGAACGACUGCGGCGCGCUGCUGGACGAAGAGCUCUCUUCCUUCUUCCUCAACUAUCUCGCCGACACGCAGGGCGGGGGAUCUGGGGAGGAGCAACUCUGCGCUGACUUUCCGGAGCUAGACCUCUCCCAGCUGGACGCCAGCGACUUUGACUCAGCCACCUGCUUUGAGGAGCUGCAGUGGCGCCCGGAGAACUCCGAGACUGAACCCAGCCAGUACAGCCCUGACGAUCCGGAGCUCUUCCAGAUAAUCGACAGUGAGAAUGAGGCCCUCCUGGCAGCACUCACCAAAACCCUGGAUGACAUCCCCGAAGAUGUUGUGCAUCUGGCCGCCUUCCCAGCCCUGGAUGAUGGAGACGCACCUUCCUGUGCUUCUGCUUCUCCUGUCCCCUCAUCUGCGCCCCCCAGCCCCUCCCUGGAGAGGGCCCCAGCCUCGGCCCCUGAAGUGGAUGAGCUCUCGCUGCUGCAGAAACUCCUUCUCACCACGUCCUACCCAACCUCGACCUCUGACAGCCAGAAGGAAGGGACCACCUGGCGCCAGGCAGGCCUCAGGUCCAGAAGUCAGCGGCCUUGGGUCAAGAUGAACAGCAUCCAAGACAGAAAGACCCACAUGAUGCAGUCUCAGACCCGGAGUUGCACGGAGCUGCAUAAGCACCUCACCUCGGUGCCGUCCUGCCCCCGGGCUAAAGCCCGCUCCCCUGAUAGGGUCCUCCAGCCACCACCCCUGAGUCCCUGGGUCCCUGCCAAGGAGGAUGAGGAGGCGGGUGAGGACUGCCCGAGUCCCCAGCCGGCUCCAGCCUCUCCCUGGGACUCCCCAGCACCGGGCAGGGCAGACCCCGGCGCCCAGGUUUCCCAGGAGGACACGCAGGGCAUGGUGCAGCUCAUUCGCUACAUGCACACCUACUGCCUUCCCCAGAGGAAGCUGCCCGCACAGGCCCCAGAGCCAGCCCCCCAGCCCUGCAGCAGCCCCGCCAAGCAGGUCAGACCCCGGCCUCGGUGCCAGCACCCUUCCAAAGCCACCUGGGCUGAGUUCUCCAUCCUAAGGGAACUUCUGGCUCAAGAUAUCCUCUGUGAUGUCAGCAAACCCUACCGCCUGGCCACGCCUGUCUACGCCUCCCUCACACCCCGGGCCCGGCCCAGGCCCAAAGACAGCCAGGCCUCUGUGGGCCACCCCUCCCCCGUGGAGGAGGUGCGGGUCGCGGCUUCACCCCAGAGCUCGGGGCCCAGACCCAGCCUGCGCCCGCUGCGGCUGGAGGUGAAAGGGCACAUCAGCCGGUUGGCCAGGCUGCAGCCUGAGGAGGAAGAUGAGGAAGAGGAGGAGGAAGAAGAAGAAAAAGAGGAAGAGGAGGAAGAGGAGUGGGGCCGGAAAAGGCCGGGCCGGGGCCUGCCGGGGACCAAGCUGGGGAGGAAGCAGGAGAGCUCCGUGUGCCCCGUGCGGCGUUCCAGGAGACUGAACCCGGAGCUGGGCCCCUGGCUGACGUUCACCGAUGAGCCGAUGGUCCCCGCGGAGCCCCAAGGGGCUCUGCCCUCGCUGCGCCUGGCCCCUGAGGCCUACGACGUGGAGGGGGAGCUGGGCAGCCCCGCGGACGAGGACAGUGGCCAAGACCAGCAGCUCCGACGGGGACCCCAGAUCCCAGCUCUGGAGAGCCCCUGUGAGAGCGGGUGUGGGGACACCGACGAGGACCCCAGUUGUCUGCAGCUCUCUUCUGGAGACUCUCCCAGGUGCCUCAUGCUGGCCUUAUCGCAAAGCCCCACUGGCGACCCUCCUUUUGGCAAGAAGAGCUUCGAGCAGACCUUGACGGUGGAGCUCUGUGGCACGGCAGGACUCACUCCGCCCACCACGCCUCCGUACAAGCCCACAGAGGAAGACCCCUUCAAGCCAGACAUCAAGCAUAGCCCAGGCAAAGACAUAGCUCCCACCCCGGAGGUUCCCCAGCUCGGGGCCGCCGCAGAGGCUGCCCACAAGCUGCCAAAGAAGCACCCAGAGCGGAGCGAGCUCCUGUCCCACCUGCGGCAUGCCACAGCCCAGCCAGCCUCCCAGGCUGGUCAGAAGCGCCCCUUCUCCUGUUCCUUUGGAGACCACGACUACUGCCAGGUGCUCAAGCCCGACGGCGCCCUGCAGAGGAAGGUGCUGAGGUCCUGGGAGCCAUCUGGGGUCCACCUCGAGGACUGGCCCCAGCAAGGUGCCCCGCGGGCUGAAGCACAGGCCUCCGGCAGGGAGGAAGGCGGGAGCUGUGAUGUCGGUGCCCCCACCAAGGACAGUACGCUGCUGAGAGACCACGAGAUCCGCGCCAGCCUCACCAAGCACUUUGGCCUCCUGGAGACAGCCUUGGAGGAUGAAGACCUGGCCUCCUGCAAGAGCCCCGAGUACGACACCGUCUUUGAGGACAGCAGCAGCAGUGGCGAGAGCAACUUCCUCCUAGAGGAGGACGACGAGGAGGACGACGAGGAAGAGGACUCAGGGGUCAGUCCCCCUCGCUCUGACCACUGCCCCUACCAGAGCCCACCAAGCAAGGCCAGUCGGCAGCUCUGUUCCCGCAGCCGCUCCAGUUCUGGCUCUUCGUCCUGCCACUCCCGGUCACCAGCCACACGAAGGACCUUCAGAUGUGAGAGCAGAGGGUCGUGUUCAGACAGAACGCCAAGUGUCCGGCACACCAGGAAGCGGCGGGAAAAGGCCAUUGGUGAAGGCCGCGUGGUGUACGUUCGAAAUCUCUCCAGUGACAUGAGCUCCCGUGAACUGAAGAGGCGCUUCGAGGUGUUUGGCGAGAUUGUGGAGUGCCAGGUGCUCACGAGAAGCAAGAGAGGCGAGAAGUACGGCUUCAUCACCUACCGGUGUUCUGAGCACGCAGCCCUCUCUCUGAGGAACGGCGCUGCCCUGCGGAAACGCAGCGAGCCCUCCUUCCAGCUGAGCUACGGGGGGCUCCGGCACUUCUGCUGGCCCCGCUACACUGACUACGAUUCUAAUUCAGAAGAGGCCCUGCCUGCGUCAGUGAAAACCAAGUACGAAGCCAUGGAUUUUGACAGCUUACUGAAGGAGGCCCAGCAAAGCCUGCACUGAUAACAGCCUUAACCUUCGAGGAAUACCUCAAUACCUCAGACAAGGCCCUUCCAAUAUGUUUACGUUUUCAAAGAAAUUAAGUAUAUGAGAAGGAGAGAGAGCGAGUGCGUGAGAGAGAGAGAGAGAGAGAGAGACUUGGAACUGCUGUCCUUUUAAAACAAACAAAAAAAUCAAUGUUUACAUUGAACAAAGCUGCUUCUGUCUGUGAGUUUCCAUGGUAUUGACGUUCCACUGCCACAUUAGUGUCCUCGCUUCUGACGGGUUGUCCUGGGUGCGCUCCAGACGCUGAGUCCGUCACCCACCUCCCCUUCCUCCCCGACCGAUGUCCCCUCGUAGACGUGCAGCUGUGUUCACCAUACCAUUUCUUGUCUGUAGUGUGUGAUGAUGAAAUCGUUACUUGUGAAUAGAAUCAGGAUUAUAAACUCAUUUUUAAUUGAAGAAAAAAAAAGUAUAUCCUUAAUGUAUUUAUGGCUCAGAUGUACUGUGCCUGGGAUUAUUGUAUUGCUUCCUUGAUUUUUUAACUAUGCACUGUCGUGAGGUGUUUGCCACUGAGCUGCACUGCUCCCUUUGCCAGAAUGCCCCAGAGGUGCUGGGUGGCCGGAAGCCUGGCCACCGGGGAGGUGUGGCAUGCAGCCACAGCUAGGAGGAAUGGAGAGAGGUUUCUGGGCCUCUUCCGCUGAGCGCUGCCUUGUCUCUCAUUGAGCAAGUUUGGGUCCAUUUACAAUCAGAGCCCUCAUCUGGUGUCCAGCUCACGCUUAGAAUUUGUGCCUGGCCGUGAAUGCUCAGAUCCUUGCGGACCUUGGAAGGAAGGUGGGGUGAGCUGCGUUAUUCCUGUUUUCCAGGCAGUGCCCCAAGAGGCGAAAUGACCUGCCCAGGGUCCCACGACCAGUGAAACUACAGAGGAACGGCCCAGCCCGGGCCUAUCCUAGGGUAAAGAGGCAAAGUUGCAAAGACUGGUAGAGGUGGGUUCAGCUAAAAAGGACAAGAGGCUAGACGCUUCCAGGCUCAUUUUGUGGGGGUAAGUCAAUGGCUGCCUCAUCAGCAUGGGGCAAGUUUAGGCUCUGGCACCAGUCUUGAUCCAAGGGGUCCUGUGGUUUGCUUACACCUGUGGACAUGCCAUCAGAGCUUCAGUGACACACCUGGGGUGACACAGAGAGGCAACCUGGGAGCGGUCAUUCAUCCUUUUUGGGCCAGUCACCAGCCCGUCCUCCUUCAGCUUGACUUCCCUUUUCUUCACCUGUAAAGUUGUUUUGGUGGCAUGGGGCAGGGGGAGCAGGAGGGAGACGUGAGGGAUGGGGAUGGAUAAGACAAUCUCCAAGCUCCUCUCCGACUUAGAAAACGUUCAUUGGGCUCUACUUUAAAAUUUGUGUUCUUGAGUGAUGUCAAAGCCAUGUCCAGCUUGGAUGUUCUGCAGGUGCCUUGGGGGCCGUUUGUGAGGGAGAGCAUGGCCAGGCAGGGUAAGAGUGCAUUGCUUCUGCUUCAGACAGAGCAGCUCCAACUUGGUCUCUUUCACACAUCAGGGUUCCUCGGGAAAUUUUUGUGUUUAAAAGAAAAACAAAGAAAAAAGGUCCUGCUGCUUUAAAAAAGUUUGAACUUGACUCAUUUAACUAAACGAGGUGAUUUAAUCUAUUAUUAAUGCCAGGCCUAGUUCUUUGGGAAUUGGUAGUUAUGGGGUUUUGGUUUGUUUGUUUGUUUUUAAGAUUAUGAAAUACCUCAGUAGGUUAACUGGGCCGAUGAACCUCUCCUGAGAGGUGAGCAUACUCCAAGCCCACAGAGAAGGUUGGAGGAGACAGGUGUUAGAGGAACAGGGAAUUUGAGUUCCUGUGUAUCAAGUCACUUAACCUCUCUGGGCCCCAAUUGUCUUUUCUGUGUAAUGGGCUGAGGGGGAGAAUUAGGCAAGCUGAUCUCUAAGGUCCUUGCCCGGUCUGAUAGUCUUAGCUUCUCCUAAGGUGGUAUCUAGCAAAUACAUGGCAUAUGGGCCACUACUCCCAUGUCCUCGGCCAGUAGCAGACAUAACUAAUCAACCACAGUACUCAUGUUCUUUGAGCUUGGUCAUGCUAUUAGAAUCCUCAACACAGUGUUCUGAGCAGCCAUUACUAACUGAUCAGAGUUUAACCUGUUUAACCUUCUGGUCUAAUCUUUGAAUGGUUUCUGUUAUACAGAACUAUAUGGUGGCUGGGUUUCAUGCUGGCCCAUCCCUGAUCUAUGAGAGAAAAUUCCCCUAAAGCCCUUCCUUGGCACAGGACUCCCAAUACUACUCCGACACAAUCCCACUUGGGGAUGGGGGCCAAGUGGAAUAGUGGGCAGGAACAUGUUUGGGGAAGGCAGGGUUUAUGAGGAUGGACCAAAAGGGGACUUUCCACAGCACGGACCUGCACAUUCUAAAUUCCUUUUAUAGCUGUUCACUGCCUAGCAUACAGUAGGCAUACAAUAAUUGGUUAUGGAAUAGAAUGGAAUGGAAUAGAAUUUAAAUCCACCGACGCCUCCCCUAAGUCCUGAUUUGCACCAAGGAGUAAACUGAGAUUUCAUCCUGUGGAAAAAGUAGGAAGGAACUCUACAUUCAGAGUCUGGAGAACUGGGUUGAGUCCUGGCUCUGCCAAAAACUAUCUUUGUGACUUUGAUAAGUCACAGAGUCCCUUCCUCUCCCUGAGCCUUGGUGUGCCAGAAGGAGUCGGACUAGAUGAUCUCUAAGCCCCUCCUAAUUGCUUCUUCCUUGAUUGCACUAGCCUAGAGAUUCUACCGUGAGAAUAUGGUACCUUAGGGUAAAGAAAUGCAGAUUUUUAGUGAAGGACAAGUCUGUCCCCUCUUCUGGGUCAGCUGAAGCUGCCCUUUCACUUGAGACUAAUAGAAGGCACUUGAAGGUAGUUAGACAUUGGCUCUUGAGUGUAGUACUGGGACGUGAUAUGCCUGAGGUCGGGGCUGGGGCCCGCUGAUGGGAGAGGGUGCCUGCCAAAGGCAUCAAGAAGCUUCUUCUCUCCAUCCCGUACAUAAAAGGCUGCAAGUUCUAAAAUUGACCAACCCUGCAGACAACCUCCAUCCGGAAGACUCAUUCGGUGCUCUGUAUUAUUUACCAAGGAGACUCCAAGGUCUCUCCAGGACAACUAGUCAACCUUGGUCUCUUUCCCACCAAAUUAAGGAGUAACCCAGAGGGAGCAGCUGCCAUUGGCAACCAUCUCAUUGUAGCUCUGUCCUAGUAUUUGCUCUUGAUCAUGUUUACAUGUGAUUGCCAUAAAAGCUUACAGUAGACUGUGUUGGCCACCCACGCAAGGCAGGUUGUACUGUCCAUCUCUGUGCCGUGCUGGUGUUUUCCAAAUAUGUCCGAUCUAAACGCUAAGUGGAAUUCUUCCAUCUCCUUCCUCAGUCGGUACAGGCUGAAUCAGAAUCCUCACUCCUGGGGGCUCUGGUUACCGAAGGAAAAUGCAUCAAAGAGGUAAAGAAUAUGAGUGGAUGGAGUGCAGCUACGGCGGUGACCCCCUUCCCCACAUCAUACCUUGCCCCCCAACCAGAACACUGCUUUGAGACACAAAGCACCAGUCAGGUGUCUGCAUCUGCUGUGAAUUCUCACAGCCUUGCGUGUCAAAUGUGCCCAGGAGAGAGGCAGGGCUUCAGGGGUUCCAGGGCGGGAAGAGGAAGGGAGGAAUGCUCUAAGCUGCAAAGACUCGGUACCCAGGUCCUGAUGUGGGAAGAGAUGCAAUAAGAAAUCUUUCUCGCCUAAAGCCUGUGCUUGUUGAUGUUUGGAGAGCGAUUUCUUCUAGGUGUAUGCAAUAUACAUACUGAGGGGGCAGGGAAGGCAUGACAGUGCAGCCCUUCUGCAGGGAUGGCUUGGAACCCUAUCCCAGGCCUUAGGUUCAGUUGAAAUGACAGCUGAGCCUGCAGCUUGAGAGAUGGGACAUCCCAGCUGUGAAGCAGAAUCAACCCCAAAGGAUUUGUUGAUCUGACUCACUGAGUCAAAACUGCAGUAUUUUCUUACCAUUUGAGAUUUAGCAUUUGUCCUCAGAUAUGACCAAGGAAAGAAAUUGAAUGUACAGUAGCAAAUAAAGUGAACCUAAUGGUUUCAAUGGCCAAAGAAGAGGGAUCCUUCCCAUUGGGGCAGAAGGAAACCGGUUUGUGCUUACGUGCAAUAUGUUUAAGCUGGUCCCCAAGUCCCUCAGACAUUUGCACACAUAGAUGGGCUCCAGGGCUGUCUGCCGAGUACGGGGUACUCGGGUAAAUGGAGGGAGAGCUCGGGAGCUGGGAAACCCUCAUGCAUAGCGAUGCCCUUGGCCCAAAACAGACGUGAGGUGGAGGGCCCCUGGGAGCCGGCUGUAGAAUGUCCAGGAAAGUAGGCAGAAGCUAACUUUGCAUUGAACCAAUAAAAGCACUUUGAGAAAACCACAGCACUCAGCCUGGCUCCGUGUUUCUACACUGGCGAAUAUGGAUCUCCUUGGGCUGUGUGAGGCAUUCUCCUAGGGAUUGGAACAGGGGAUCAGGAAAGGGGCUGGUGAGGGAAGAGCGAGCAGACAUGCCUUCCUAGACAUCAGCCACAGGAGAGCCCACUCUAGGGCCAGCCCUUUGCUGGCCUCUUUGUUGGAAGCCCUAAAUAUGGAGUGGUGCUUUUCGAUCUUGGUACCUAUUUCUGUAAAAAAGAAAAAAAAAAAAAGAAAACAGCACAGCCGAUUGAAAUGGGUUUGCAGAGCAAGUCAUUUAUCUAUAAGCCAUCUCAAAGUGAGAAACCCAGAGUUUCUUACUUGCCAUGUGGUCUUGGGCCACUGUUUCCCCAUUUACAAAUGGGAAUAUUGGAUGGAAUGAGCACUACAGUAAGUCCCUUUCACCUCUGAUAGACUCAGAUUCCCAUCCUGGAGCAUCGGGAAUCCAUCACUAACCCACGAAACCAAUUCCGUUCUCUGACUGCCCAGCUCACAUUCAAGGUGAGAGUUCUCUGCAAGGUAACCAACCUGCGGUGGAUUCAGACCCACACGGUCCUGGCCGAGUUACCUUAUACGAGGAGGCCAGCUCCCCAGGACAGAUCUAAGCCAUAGUUUCUGGUGGGGUGGUGAGAAGUAAACCCCAGCUUGGCUAGGUGGCGAUGUCGAGUCUCACGUGAGCCUCGACAUUGUCCCCGCCGAACAGCUUUCAGUCCGAAUGUUGUGACCACUUGGCUGUUUCUCUCUUGCUCGCAGACAAUACUAGCAAUACACUUGUUUUUUCAAAACAGCUUAACUUAGGAACUUUUCACACAUUUCUUUCAAAUGAUUGUAAAACAUAUGGGGCAACAGGAGGCAUGGAUCACACUGCAUAUGUUUAGGGCAACUUUUGUUUUUUGUUUCACUAUAGCAGUGGUGACUGAGGCUUCAAGAUUGGGGGACAGAUUUUUAGGUACUGAAUUUCAUCAGAAUGCCUUUCACAUUCAGAAGCAGCACAGAAAUCCAACUGCCCGAACUGGGGGCUCGGAAAAUAGGGUUUCGUAGGUGGUCAGUCCCUGGGCUGUGCAACAAUGCCUCAAAGACAUGUUUUAUAGCCAGAACCCUCUCUCUGCUGUACGUUUUGUCAAAGGAUCUUCCAAGCCUCCUUUUUCACUUUGCCAGCCUUGCUCAUGGGUGACUUUUGAAGGGACUGGUCAUCUUCCACCUCAGCACUUUGCCUUAUCAACGUCUAGCCGCCAUCUAGUGGCCAAAGACUGUAUCUACCAGCUACCCAGAUGGAAGGCAAAUAAAUCCUUUUGGCCACCUUGCUGUCCAACACCAACUUUGGGAAUGAAAUGCAAGGUCAUGAGCAAACUGUCUGUGUGUUUAGAGCACAGUGUAACACCAGUCAGAAGCCCCAGAAGCAGCCACGCAGACUGAGAAGUAAUACACUAGCUAUCCUGUUGGCAGCAGAGACAGGAGUGGACCCUGUGCCCAGGUGCCCAGGAGGGGUUUACUGUAACUGCAAUACUGGCAGCGCAGCUGCUGACCUUGUUAAGUGAACCUCUGCUCUGUGCCCCCCACUGGACCCUCGGGACAAGCAAAGAGGUUGAGUGUGAGGAUUCUGUGGGGGGCCUGACCAUGGCCUUUGGUGUGGUCCACCGAAUAGCCAAAUAGAUUUUUUUGUUUGUUUGUUUUUGUAUUUAAAAAUCUUGUCAAAUGUUUUUGUGUUAGGAAUAAAAAGUCAUAAACUACUCCCAACUUUGUUUCUGGAGGAAUGUUCUGAUUCCGAUGGAAAGAGGUUGGAAAUCUCAAGGGGUGUGCGGUCAGAGUGGUCAGUGGACCAGGGAAGUGGACCACUUGGAUUUCCAAAUGGUUUCUGGGGAAGGUGACCAUCCAGAAGUCUGGCUCAGGGCAGUCUGCUCCAGAAAUUCACACCCACCCCCUUCACCUACUUGUGCCAUGGUAUUAGCAUUGGUUUGGAGCAUCUGCUUCUUCCAGAGGCAGCUGCUAAUGUUGAAACCAACACAAGAUUCCUCUCCCCAACCCCAGGUUUCUAAAGAAACAGUGUCUGUAGCUAGCCUUAAUCGACUGGGCAAGGUGGUCCCUAUGGUCCCUUCCAGCAUUUCCAAAUAUUGGACUCAAAUCCUUUUCUCUUAGUGUGACCAUGCAGCCUAGAGAAUUCUGAGCAAUAGGAAGCCAGGGCUUUCCCUGGCUGUGUGACAGGGUCAAACCAGAGAAUGGCUAACCUUGUGAGGUUUGGGCAUCCCCAGGGGUACUACUGUAGGGGGCAUUAUUUAUUAGGAAGCUCAACAAGGUAACUACAGCCUGGGGUGCGUGAGCGCAAGGUUGUGUGUGUGUGUAUGCAUGUGUGCACGCCUGUGUUUGUGUGUAUGUGUGGAAUUACAUUGAUGCAUUUCUUGAGAAAGGUGCAAGAAUUUCACCUACACAGAGGGACACAUCUGCUUUGUUAUUUAUAAUAGAAAGCUAAAAUUUAAUUUUUUAAAGGACACUGCUGAUGAUUGAGAAUCAAGUUUUUAGUUUUGCUAUUUUUUUUAAUUGGUAGAGGAUUUUUUAUAUAUUUUUUCCAUUUUGUUGGGUUGUGUCCUUAUUUAUAUAAAUACAUUAUCCGUGAGGGCAAGGAAGAAACUUCUUUGCUUUUAAUUAUUGUGGUUGUCAUCGUCCCCAUUUUAUUUCUGGUGUGGUUUAUCUGUCUUACCUUCUAAAUGAGAAAAUGUUUUCCUGUCUUUGUACAUUGUCAGAUUCUAUAGUUUCAUAGAUAAUUUAACCAAAUUGCUCUAUGUAUUAUUAUUCCGUGAGUAUAAAGUUCUAUUUUAACGUCUGUAAAUACUUCAGAACUGGCUUCUUUUCUCAAACUCCCACUGUGGAGUUAUUGUUUACAUCACAAAAACUGUAGAAUCUCUAUGCUCAUGUACUGUAAAUAGUGAAGUGAUCUGCUUAUAAAUAAACUUAACAAAUACACUAU
Balaenoptera ricei (Rice's whale) is the source of this 10481-nucleotide messenger RNA. RefSeq names its product PPARG coactivator 1 beta (gene PPARGC1B). Gene Ontology annotation, molecular function: RNA binding; transcription factor binding. Bases 51 to 3113 code for a protein of 1020 amino acids. Gene Ontology annotation, cellular component: nucleus. Gene Ontology annotation, biological process: positive regulation of transcription by RNA polymerase II. The record is from RefSeq and is a predicted model, not a curated record. NCBI's taxonomy places the organism in Eukaryota, Metazoa, Chordata, Mammalia, Artiodactyla, Balaenopteridae. The transcript is spliced from 12 exons.